Kwoniella botswanensis is the source of this 759-nucleotide messenger RNA. Its product is annotated as triose-phosphate isomerase. Bases 1 to 759 code for a protein of 252 amino acids. Gene Ontology annotation, molecular function: triose-phosphate isomerase activity. Gene Ontology annotation, cellular component: cytosol. Gene Ontology annotation, biological process: glyceraldehyde-3-phosphate biosynthetic process; glycerol catabolic process; glycolytic process. The record is from RefSeq and is a predicted model, not a curated record. The transcript is spliced from 7 exons. NCBI's taxonomy places the organism in Eukaryota, Fungi, Basidiomycota, Tremellomycetes, Tremellales, Cryptococcaceae.
AUGGUAGCUAACAGGAAAUUCUUCGUUGGAGGUAACUUCAAGAUGAACGGUACUCUCAGUGAGGUUGAGACUAUCGUUUCUAGAAUUAACGAAGCCAACUUUGAUGGAUCCACCGAGCUCGUCGUUGCUCCUCCAGCUCUAUACCUCCUCAAAAUCAAAGAAGAGCUCAAACCCCCCGCUGAAGUAUCAGCUCAAAACUCAUACACUGAGAAAUCAGGUGCUUUCACCGGUGAGAUCUCACCCAACCAACUUAAGGAUGCCAAUGUCCAUUGGGUUAUCCUCGGUCAUUCCGAGAGAAGAAGUCUGUUUGGUGAUACCGAUAAGCUCGUGGCUGAUAAGACCAAAGCCGCCAUCGAAGCCGGAUUAAGCGUCAUCGCAUGUAUCGGUGAAUCCCUCGAAGAGAGAGAAUCAGGUAAAACCCAAUCAGUAGUUGAGAGACAACUCGAAGCUAUCGCCAAGGAGAUCUCCGAAUCUGAAUGGAAAAACAUCGUCAUUGCUUAUGAACCUGUAUGGGCCAUCGGUACAGGUAAAGUAGCCACCAAAGAGCAAGCUCAAGAGACCCACGAGCAAAUCAGACAAUGGCUCGCUAAGAGAAUCUCUCAAUCUGUUGCCGAUAACACCCGAAUCAUCUACGGUGGAAGUGUUAAUGGAAAGAACUGUUCCGAUCUCUCCAACGCCCCUGACAUUGAUGGUUUCCUUGUUGGUGGUGCUUCUCUCAAACCUGAGUUCAUCGAUAUUGUUAACAGUCAAAAGGCAUAA